Messenger RNA from Populus trichocarpa (black cottonwood), 1088 nucleotides. RefSeq names its product borneol dehydrogenase, mitochondrial. The record is from RefSeq and is a predicted model, not a curated record. NCBI's taxonomy places the organism in Eukaryota, Viridiplantae, Streptophyta, Magnoliopsida, Malpighiales, Salicaceae. The coding region runs from base 135 to 962 and encodes 275 amino acids. The transcript has 2 exons. Gene Ontology annotation, molecular function: oxidoreductase activity, acting on the CH-OH group of donors, NAD or NADP as acceptor.
UAACUUUAAGAACUAAGAUAAUCUUCUUUAUAGACUUAUUUCAUUCUCAAGAUUUCUAGUCUUGAUCUGAAAAAAAUAAGAAUCUACUCUUACUUGCAAGAGCAUACCUAGCUCGUCAAAGUGAUCAAAUUAACAUGGGAAGUGUCUCGCUACUUUCUACAGUUGCAAGAAGGCUAGAAGGUAAAGUGGCGUUGAUCACCGGUGGGGCUCGUGGCAUUGGAGAGUCAACUGCAAGACACUUCUUCAAACAUGGAGCAAAAGUAGUGAUUGCAGAUACUCAAGAUGAGUUGGCUCAUUCUGUUUGCAAAGAUUUGAACUCUGAAUCUGCUUCUUUUAUCCAUUGUGACGUUACAAAAGAAACAGAUGUAGAAAAUGCAGUGAACACAGCCAUUUCAAGGCAUGGCAAGCUAGACGUUAUGUUCAAUAAUGCUGGCAUUGUAGGAGUGGUGAAAACCAACAUGGUUGAUGUUUCCAUGUCUGAAUUCGAGGAAGUCAUUAGGGUUAACCUAGUAGGUGCUUUCCUGGGCACUAAACAUGCAGCUCGUGUGAUGAAGCCUGCUCGACAAGGCAGCAUCAUAACAACCUCUAGUGUUUGUGGUAUUCUGGGAGGUUUUGCAUCCCAUGCCUACACAAGUUCAAAGCAUGGCGUGUUAGGGCUAAUGAGAAAUGCAGCUGUUGAGCUUGGACAAUUUGGCAUUCGUGUAAAUUGCGUCUCCCCGUACACUGUUGCAACUGAAAUGUCAAGAAAUUUCUUGAAGAUGACUGAUGAUGAAAUUCGCAGUGGUUAUUCUAACCUUAAGGGGGCAAUUCUGACGCCUGAAGAUGUGGCUGAAGCAGCUCUCUACUUGGCAAGUGAGGACUCCAGAUAUGUGAGCGGCCACAAUCUCGUGGUAGAUGGCGGCCACACCAUCGUAAAUAAUGGUUCUUGUAUGUAUGAUAACCCAAGUGUGUAUGGUCUCUGAUCUCUUGAUGCCACAAGGAUCCUUGUACUAGUUAUUAUAAGAGGCUUUUUAGGAUAGAUUAGUAGAGCAUUACAGACAAAUAUUUGUUUUUGUUUUUGAAAAAAAUAUUAAAUUAAUGUUUUUAUA